Messenger RNA from Salvelinus sp. IW2-2015, 3776 nucleotides. The record is from RefSeq and is a predicted model, not a curated record. Lineage: Eukaryota; Metazoa; Chordata; Actinopteri; Salmoniformes; Salmonidae.
ACAUGAUGUACUUGCGUUAUACUUUUUGAAACAUUACCUGAAAUAUCUGUUACAAUAGUUGGAAUGCAUUCAGUUGUACACCUGACUAGGUAUCCCGUUAUCCCAAUCCAUCACUCCAUAAUGAUGGGGGAAGGGAGAAUCCUCAUCCCUACGUCUGACGUCGGGGCGUGAAAGAGAGGGCAGGCGAGGAGGAGAGGAAGCUGCGAUAAACACAGGCAGGGCGUCUGAGCCUAAACAAGGACAAAGUGAUCACGGUAUCAAUGCUCUAACAAUGGACUUAGCAGAUAUGCUUGUCGUCAAAUUCUUCUGUUUCGUCUACUUAAUAAAUUACACCCAGGGUUAUCAUAAUGGGAACCCCCUGAACAAGUAUGUGCGUCACUACGAGGGUCUGUCCUAUAACACCUAUGAGAUACAUGACAAGCACCUGAGAGUCAAGAGGGCCCUCCACCACCAAGACAMRUUUCUCCAUCUSGACUUCCACGCACACGGAAGACAUUUUAACCUGAGGAUGAAGAGAGACACCAGUCUGUUUGCUGAGGACCUGAAGGUAGACAUGGGAGGACAGGAGGUGAACUAUGACACCUCUCAUAUCUACACUGGAGAAAUAUACGGUGAGAAAGGUACCCUGAGCCAUGGGUCUUUGGUGGAUGGGAAGUUUGAGGGCUUCAUCCAGACGUACCAGGGGACGUUCUACGUAGAGCCAGCUGAGAGAUACCUGAAGGACCGGGACGUUCCCUUCCAUUCAGUUAUCUACCACGAGGACGACAUCACUUACCCCCAUAAGUAUGGUCCAGAGGGGGGCUGCGCCGACCACUCGGUGUUUGAGAGGAUGAAGAGAUACCAGGCCACUGCCAUGGAGGAGCCAAACCAGAAGCUCCAUGCAGAGGAGGCGUCCAGUGACCCGGUGUUGCUGAGGAAGAGGAGGACGGCUCAGAUAGAGAAGAACACCUGUCAACUCUUCAUCCAGACAGACCACCUCUUCUUCAAGUACUACAAGACCAGGGAGGCUGUCAUCGCACAGAUCUCUAGUCACAUCAAGGCUAUAGAUGCCAUCUACCAGGGAACAGACUUCAUGGGCAUCCGGAACAUCAGCUUUAUGGUCAAGAGGAUACGGAUCAACACCACUACAGAUGAGAGGGACCGGUCCAACCCUUUCCGCUUCGCUAACAUCGGCGUGGAGAAGUUCCUGGAGCUGAACUCUGAGCAGAACCAUGAUGACUACUGUCUGGCCUACGUCUUCACUGACCGGGACUUUGAUGAUGGUGUGCUGGGUCUGGCCUGGGUCGGAGCUCCUGCAGGGAGUUCUGGAGGGAUCUGUGAGAAGAGUAAGCUGUACUCUGACGGGAAGAAGAAGUCCCUGAAUACCGGCAUCAUCACUGUUCAGAACUACGCCUCCCACGUCCCUCCGAAGGUCUCACACAUCACCUUUGCCCACGAGGUGGGGCACAACUUUGGCUCUCCGGUGAGUUGCCGCAGCCUGACAACAGGAAGUGUAAACAAAAAACCCAACAAAGUCUGCAGUCCYAGCCAGGGCCCGUGCUGUACUCCUGAGUGCUACUAUAAGGGCCGUAAUGAGAAGUGUCGUGAGGAGUCUGAGUGUGCUCAUCAGGGCAUGUGUAACGGGGGUACGGCCCAGUGCCCCACCUCUGAACCCAAGGCCAACUUCACCGCCUGCCACGGAGAGACUCAAGUGUGCCUCAACGGGGGCUGUUCUGGCUCCAUCUGUGAGAAGUAUGGUCUGGAGGUCUGUACCUGUGCCAGCGUGGAGGGCAAGGACGAGACUGACGAGCUGUGCCACGUUUGCUGUAGUGAGAAAAUGGAUCCCAACACCUGCAGCAGUACAGGUUCAGAGAAGCUGGCCCGGUUCUUCAAUAAGAAAGUCACCACGCUGCCCGCGGGGUCUCCCUGCAACGACUUCAAGGGCUACUGUGACGUGUUCAUGAGGUGUCGGCUGGUGGACGCAGACGGCCCUCUGGCCAGACUGAAGAAGGCCAUCUUCAACCCCGAGCUCUAUGAGAACAUUGCAGAGUGGAUAGUGGCUCACUGGUGGGCAGUGUUGUUGAUGGGCAUCGCUCUGAUCAUGUUGAUGGCUGGCUUCAUUAAGAUCUGUAGUGUCCACACCCCUUCCAGCAAUCCCAAACUGCCCCCACCCAAACCACUACCAGGUGAGUGUCUGUCGUCACCCCCAGCUCUCCCACCCAAACCACUACCAGGUGAGUGUCUGUCGUCACACCCAGCUCUCCCACCCAAACCACUACCAGGCACGCUAAAGAGGAGGAGAGCCCAGCAGCACGCCCGGGACGCCCGAGACGCCCAGGUGCACCAGUCCCAGUCCCACCACGGAGGUGGAGAUCACGGCCAGCACCACCCAGUCUCCGGAGGCCAGCGGCAGCAGCCCACACGCCAGGCCCAGCCACAGCCCCAGCCUCAGAGGCACCACCGCAGCCAGGGCCAGCCCAGAGAAAACUACCAGAUGGGUCAGAUGAGACGCUGAGCUGUUGAGACACUGGGGCUUCGGGGGUUGGGACCGCUCGGGGUUGGGACCGCUCGGUCCGCUGCUCCCUCCAUCGACUGCUCCUUGCCUUGGCUCCUCCACGUGCCUAUCUAUGUAACUGGUGGGACUGGGCUUUGAACCGAUUUGUGGGAUUUUAAUCCGGGUCUUCAGGGUGGGAAUCUGACGUCYUGACCGUUUAGAUCAACAGGAUUUUCUUAGCUUUUUUUCUUGAUUAGGAUCGAUGGAAUCAAGGGAAAGGGAACCACACUUUAGUUUUUACACGUUUUUUUUUAGGAUUUCCUCUUGGUCUAAUGGUUAAGGUGUUGGUUGCCACGUGGGAGGACCUGGGUUCGAAUCCCACCGGUUUACACCUAACAGUAGGAUAUAACACUUGCUUCAGUCCUUCCAAAGAACAGCCUUAACUGGUUGUUUACCAUCCUCAUACCCUCCAUCUACAAACAAAACAGAGUUGAGAAAGUGAGAAUAAACGGACCCCCCCCCUCCAACGACCACCACUGACGGCUGACCACUUCAGUCUUGUUUUCUGUGGCUCUCGAUGUGCAGUGGAAUCCACCAUCAGUCAUUUUGUUUGACCAUCCACCAUUUUGUCUUUUUUGUGGAGUGGAAGUGACCAUCUACCAUUUUGUCUUUUUUGUGGAGUGGAAGUGACCAUCCACCAUUUUUUUUUGUGUGGAGUGGAGUGGAAGUGACCAUCCACCAUUUUGUCUUUUUUGUGGAGUGGAAGUGACCAUCCACCAUUUUGUCUUUUUUUGUGGAGUGGAAGUGACCAUUGGCCAUUUCCAAUGCAGUAGGUCUUCGGUCUGCCUCUUUUUCCCACCAAAUCUUUCUUUCUUUCAAUGGAGUGCCAACGAGUGGAGGAAUUGACUGGUUUCAUCACGUGUAGCUUUACUACCUUCGGUCAUGUUUUUUUCUUUCGAUUUGUAAAGUACCUCCUCUUGAGUGAGAACACCCGUGUGAUCCGUGGCUCCUGGUUGGUUGAAAUGUUUUGUCAGCCAUAGUAGCCAGGAAGUGAAGUGAAAAACACUCGGAGGAGAUUUGCUGUACUUAUGACUACAACACACCGUUUCAAACAUAACUGGGAAAAGAGACGGAGCUCUUCUCUUGGUUUCUCCAUGUAGACUGACUGUCUUCUGCAUGUGAUUGUACAGAUUUCAGUGUAACAUAAGUGAAAAAAACUAAACUAUUUCUUCUACUGUAAAUGUACGUAUGAUUCUUUACUGUUUUUUUGGUUAGUACUGUACUCUCAGGACAGUAACACAAA